UAUCACAAACCCGGUAGUCGAGACUAUAACAGGUAGGCCUACGUACAAAUAUAGGCUUCAUCUUUGAGAUUGGUCUGCCUGAAUCUAUCAGGUGGUGCUUUAUUUAGAGGUAGUAGCCUAGGAUUCAGAGAAGUUCUGAUUUGUGGAAAAGCCCGACGUCGACGUCGCUCGACGUUUCAAUGCCAACAUGGAUCACUUGUCUCGGGGCGUGUGCGAUUAAGAGCUGGCUGUCAACAUACGGAGAACAGACUUCUUUUGAAUAACGGCAGGUCGGCCAGGUGAUGCUGAUGGACCAGGAAACUCAGUGGCUGUACCUUCUCCUGGCCGAGGUCCAGUUGGAGAAGUUCUACCUGCGCGUCAGAGAUGGCCUCAACAUCAGCCGCAUCGAGCACUUCAACUAUGUCAAGGAGUCCGACCUGGAGCAGAUAGGAAUCAGCAAACCUGCACAAAGACGAUUAUGGGCAGCUCUGAAAUGCUACAAGACGAAUUCACGAGGACGGCAAUUGAUGCCCAAGAUCAGUGGUCGAGGUCAGGAUGGAGGGGAGCAGCGGAGCGGAGGCGGCCCGGCUCAGGAGGGUGGUAGCCGGGCUCUUCCUUGUCUGAUCCAGGACAGCGAGCUGAUCCUGGGCGAGAAGCUGGGCUCCGGGUCCUUUGGGGUGGUGAAGAGGGGAGAGUGGAACACACCUACUGGGAGAGUGUUACCUGUAGCAGUAAAGUCACUAAGGAGCAGCAUGUCCAGGCAGACGGACACACUGACAGACUUCCUCCAAGAGGUGACCAUCAUGCAGUCACUGGACCACCCCAACAUCAUCCGACUUUAUGGUGUGGUGCUCACACAGCCCCUCAAGAUGGUAACAGAGCUGGCCCCCUUGGGCUCACUAUACGACACCCUGCGGUCACGUCAGUAUGAGUACCCUCUGGUCCGCCUCUGGCUCUUUGCUACCCAGAUCGCAGCGGGUAUGGACUACCUGGAGACCAGGAGGUUCAUCCACAGGGACCUGGCUGCAAGAAACGUACUGCUGGCAUCCAGGGAGAUGGUGAAGAUCGGGGACUUUGGGCUGAUGAGAGGCCUGAGCCAAGACAAGGACCACUAUGUGAUGUCAGCACACAGAAGGAUCCCGUUUGCAUGGUGUGCUCCAGAGAGUCUUCGUGUCGGCUCCUUCUCCCAUUCCUCAGACGUGUGGAUGUUUGGCAUCACCCUGUGGGAGAUGUUCACCUACUGUGAGGAGCCCUGGUUCGGUCUGUCAGGCAAACAGAUUUUGUGGCGUGUGGAGCGGGAAGGUGAGCGUCUGGAGAAACCGCCGGAUUGCACCCAAGAAAUGUACAACGUCAUGAGGAAGUGCUGGGCCUGCAACCCUGCUGACAGACCCAGCUUCGCCCAGCUCAUCACAAUGGUGGCAGAGGCUAGACCAUUGGAGGCGCAAGCAACAAGAGACUUUGCUGAAUCCAGAAAACUUACACUGGUGGCCAACGACCUUGUGACCAUCAUAGACCAUGGUCUGGAGCUGUGUGAGUGGAGGGGCCAGAACCAGAGGACGCUGACAGUCGGCUGGUUUCCUGCGAGCUUUGUCGUGGUGUCACUCCCUCUUGCUGCCACUGCUGGAAACUCCGGGCCCAACCCUGCUUCUUCCACCCCUAACAUCUCAGCCCCGCUGAAGGGCAGCCUGCAACACUACGCGCACGGAGACAUCAAACCUGAGCGCUGCUGGGGGACACCUGAGAACCUGGACGACAGUGGCAGCUGGAGGACUGUGCCUGCCAGGGAGAAGGAGGGCUCCAAUCUGCAAAGAAUGGCAGGUAUGUCUCAGAGCCUGGAGUCAGUUUUGGGCGGACACCGUCCCCGGGCUCACACAGUAGGAUCGUUCGCAGUGGAUCAGCAGGGCAGACUCAUAUCCCCUGGGAUGGCAGCUUGUAGGGUAGCGAUGCAGCAGGACCCACGCCGGUUCAGCGAGGCCAGUUUAGUCCCGCCUCCGCGGCCACCGCCACCCAACCUGAAACGCUUAAACAUGAAACCGAGGAGGCCCGCAAUCCAACCGGCCCCGCGCACCCCAUGGCCUCCACAGGUGGUCCUGUCCCCUCCAGCGCAGACGCAGCCUCAACCCCAACACCCACCACAGCAGAGCAUCGGCGGCUCCAACCUGGCUAAAAUGGCCCAUAUGGCCCGCUCAACCCCACAGCUGGACGAGUGCACGGACAACCGAGAGAGAGAUCGAGAGAGGGAACGAGUCAGAUAUCGAGAGAAAUUACCUAAUGUGCAGAGCACAAAAGACAGUCUCACCUCACAGAUUAUGGAGGCAGUUCAUGGAGUGACCAUUGAAGAGGUUCAGACUGCACUUGAACGAAAUGACUGGAACCCAGUGCGAGCUGAACAACAACUCAAGUUGGAGCAGAUGUACUCGCUGAGCCUCUGCUCCAGAGAGGACUGUCUGAGGAUCCUCUCCAGAUACCAGUGGAACCUGCAGCUGGCCAGCCGCUUCCUGAUCCGAUCGUCUGGCGAGAGGGAGCGACCUCCAGCUAGCACAGAAAGACGAGUCUGAAGGGAUUUCAAUCAUCAGUGCAUCGAUGGUUAACAUUUUUAGUAACAAUAUUGGCACUUGAAGCUGCCACAUACUUCUACUGCUUUCAUUGACCACCUUGAUAUGGGAACAGACGUGAGGUCCGGUGCAUAUAAAAGUAGAAAAGAUUUCUUUAAUGUACAAACAAAAAAUAUUUUGCUUAUUUAGCAAAAAAUGAGACGUUUGCCAGCACAUUAUGUGCUAUAUGCAAAUAGUUUUUUUUUAUCUUAAUGCAUUUGUAUAUAUUGUAUUAGAAAUGAUUAUUUUGUUGAAUAAAAUGAUCUGGUCUUAAUGCUGAGCUGUGAUAAUAUGAGCAGUUUAAUCAGUUGGUCACUGUGUAACACCCUUUUAAUUUCAUGGGAUUUUGUGUUAGAGUGCCCGCUGGUCUUCAGAAAGAUUUAGUGUGUUAAAUUGUAUUACAUUAUUUAAAUUCAAAGCCUGACAUUGCCCUGAAUGCAGGAUCAAAGCUUAAUGGGCCUUAAACUUAAGGUCUGUUUUAAGAGAGGUCAUGGAAUCUUGUGAGACAUCAACCCAGUCACUCAGACCUUGGAUAUGCAGUAUCCUGUUGGUCAUUUCCAUGUUUACUUUAAACAACCUAUUUGUCUAUUGUAUUCUUCUUAAUGGAAUGUGAAAACUAAGACACUGACUGUGUACAUAGACAUACUGGUGUAAAUAUUUCCACAGCAGGUCAACUUGUGCGAAUUGGUGAGAAAUGUAUCAGAACCAUUGGAUAUUGGGAAGACAAUUAAUUAAAGCUUGAGGUAUUUCCCAGAAUCAUUAAGGCAUGGAUAGGCAUGUACAGACAUGCUCCCUUAAAUACUUUGUUGUAAUUCCUGCAUUUUCCCAGAGGGUGGAGCAGUGUGAUGUUUAAUGUGACUUGAGAAGAGAUGUGGGUCUCCUUUUGUUCCAUCUGCAGGGUUAGGAUAUCAUCUUUAGAUAAAGGAAGCGGAUAUUGACACCAAUAAAUUCAUGUUGUAUUGAGAAAGUUACCCAGUAACUAAAGUGGAGCAGAGUUUUAGUGGAACCUUUGGCUGAUGUGAGAGGUGGGAUUUCCCUCUAAGCAAAGAAUUUUUUCCAAGUGAAACCAGAUGUUCCACAUUUAGACAUUAGGUUUCCAAAGGCCUUCCAAAAACCUUUCCUGGGCAAUGAGUGGAGCAGAAGAACACAAGACAACAAGACUAUAACACGGCAUAAUAUGGCAAUUGUUUUAUUUCUAAAGUACAGGGUAUUUUUGGUGUAAAAAAAUGUGAUUUACAAGAUACAAGAAAAAUGGUACACAAUUGUUUUGAUAGAAACAGGAAACUGAUGCCACAGAUCUUGCCUGCAGCAGAUAUAACUGAUUUAUAAAAGCAAGUGCUGCAGAUAAACCUCAAACUUACACUGAAUAAACAUUUGCAAUACA
Messenger RNA from Perca fluviatilis (European perch), 3957 nucleotides. It is a transcript of the gene tnk1, whose product is annotated as tyrosine kinase, non-receptor, 1. Gene Ontology annotation, cellular component: signaling receptor complex. The record is from RefSeq and is a predicted model, not a curated record. The transcript has 14 exons. Gene Ontology annotation, molecular function: transmembrane receptor protein tyrosine kinase activity; ATP binding; protein binding. Gene Ontology annotation, biological process: multicellular organism development; positive regulation of kinase activity; protein phosphorylation. NCBI's taxonomy places the organism in Eukaryota, Metazoa, Chordata, Actinopteri, Perciformes, Percidae. Bases 282 to 2537 code for a protein of 751 amino acids.